Lottia gigantea (owl limpet) is the source of this 513-nucleotide messenger RNA. RefSeq lists its product as hypothetical. The record is from RefSeq and is a predicted model, not a curated record. The transcript has 5 exons. NCBI's taxonomy places the organism in Eukaryota, Metazoa, Mollusca, Gastropoda, Lottiidae. The coding region runs from base 1 to 513 and encodes 170 amino acids.
AUGGGAGAUUCAAGUACAGACUCGUUUAGUUUGAAGACUGCUUUUGAAGAAAGGAAACAGAUGAAAAGAGAUGAACUUGUUGCUGUUUUUGACCAGUGGGCUAAAGAUGGAAAAUAUGAAAAGGAUAUGAGUUUUAUUGGUAAUAAAGGCGUGGAUAUUGUUACAAGGGCAGCCUCAGAUCAUUUCUCAACCAACAAGGAUGUUGUGAGUGUUAUAGAUAUAGCUGCAGGAACAGGGUUAGCUUCUCAAGCGUUGUUAAAGUUGGGAUUUAGUAUUAUAGAUGGUAUAGAUCCAAGUCAAGGUAUGAAAGAUGAGGCUAUGAAGAAAAAUAUAUACCGAGAUUAUGUGGUUGACUUUGUUGAUGGCCAUAAAACUGUUCUAGAAACAGAUAAAUAUGACUGUUCUGUUGUAUCUGGUGGAUUCUCACAAAGUUUAAUGCCGUGUAAUGCUUUAUAUGAAAUCACCCGAAUCGUCAAACCAGAAUUUUUCAAUGAGGUAGAAUUGUGCAUUUAA